ACAGAUACCGCGCUGAAGUCACAGAAAAUACGUUUACUUUGAAGUAGGAAAUAUUCCGGCUAAACCAGUAAUCUGUCUCUGUCCCCCGCAGUUAACGUUAACGUUACGCCUCCCCCAUAGCUUCUGACACGGCUGGUUUUGUAGCCCACCUUGCUUGCCUUUAUUGUUCUUCGUGUCAUUUUGCCAGUCGACAUACGACGAAGCGACGGCCAUGCCAUAGCCUAUUACGUACAGACACAUUACAGCCACUGCUUUCUGUCCAGCACUGGCUUCAGUGACAGUUUGAAAGCGAGAGACAGGCUUGUAAUUGCAUUUGUUCGGGGACUUUUUAAUGACUUCCGUACAGUCGUCUGGAUCGCCAUUGCCGGUUAACGUUAGGUCAGCAGGCGUCAUUGAAAAUAUUUGACUAAUAGAGUACGUUAGCUUGAAUGUUUAGGUUAAGGAGAGAAUAUAAUGGACCUUUGUCUUAAACUCAUUUUUGUAGCCAACAUUAAGGACGGAUAUGCAGCCGUGCACGUGGCAAUGAAGGACUAAAAGGAUUCUUUUGCGAACCAAGGAGCUGUCUUGUAAAAGCACUAGUGCACCUGUCCACGGGAGGGGACUGCAACGUUUGUUGGAUGUGUAUCGCUCUUCUGGGGGGUAGGGCCCCUAUCGCUAGCUAUUCCAAUGACUUGCCACUCAUCCGAUUCCACGGAAAACAUCGAAAAUAACCGGAGAUCGGAGACUGAAAGCCGCGCCGUAGAGACUGAUCAGAGUCGCGUCGCCUCCGCCAUGAGAGACCUUAAGAAUACAGGCUGGUACUGGGGCCGCCUCACUGCCAACGAGGCCAAGGAGAUCCUGCAGGACUCUCCGGAGGGCACGUUUCUGGUGCGGGACAGCUCGCAGCGCGACUACCUCUUCACCAUCUCCGCCAUGACGUCCGCCGGCCCCACCAACCUGCGCAUCGAGUACAAGGAUGGCAAGUUCAAGCUGGACUCUGUGGUGCUCGUGAAGCCCAAACUCAAGCAGUUCGACAGCGUGGUGCACCUGGUUGAGCACUACGUUAAGCUGUCGCGGACCUCCAGCAGGGCAGGACAAUGUCGGGGUUUGGGUUCUGGUUCUGGUUCUGGUCCUGGUCCUGGUCCUGGUCCUGGUCCUGAUCCGGCACCGCUCGGUCCAACCUCCAACAGCACUGUGCAGCUGCUGCUCACCAAGCCGGCGUAUGCGGCCAUGCCCUCGCUGCAGCACCUCUGCCGCAUUAGCAUCAACAGAACGACGCGACAGGUCUGUGACCUCCCCCUGCCCAACAGACUCAAAGACUACCUGACGGACUACACCUACCAUGUUUGAGUGGCUUGAGUGUUGCCAUGGUAAUCGUGGUUACACCCUCCUGAGCCAUCAAGGGCUUGAGUGUCACCAUGGUUACAUUCGCCCAUCUAUCCUACUCAAGGACUAGGGCUGGGGCGGUAUAUCAACUUUUUAAGGUUUAUCAAUAUAUUUUCAAACGAGAUAUGGAAUGAGACAAUGCCAUUUUUAGCUAUAAUGUUUGAUGUUGCGUUACCUAACCCGUGUCAAUCAUAAGGCCGUGCCAGUGUUUGCAUCUCUCCUCUCUCACACGCUCUGUGCAACCCCGGCCCCACCCUCCCCCUGUGUCUGCGGAGGUCCCUCCAGACCCCGUAGCGGCCAGCAACGGCAGUUCUGUAUUUCACUGUAAUGGCCAACAACAGCGGGCAUGUUUCCAUGUAUGUAAAGACUUGUAAACGGCAUUCAGGACUACUUUAGACCCUUGUCAAUAAAAUGGGUAGACGGUAAAUAUAUGCAUCUGUAUAACUAUUUUGAGAAAUGUUCAUGUUUUUACAUUUUACCAGUGUCACCUCUGCCAGUCAACAUUUGAGAAUGUGGAGGUUCCAUUUGGGGUUAAGCAGUGCAUAUUUAGCUAGCCAGCUAACAUUUUAGUGAGUCCAAGUCAUGUCUGUGAACCAUUUGCCUACAAUUUGUAUCUAUUGAUACAGUUUUCCUCUAUGUACUGUAUUUCCCACCAUGAAACAGCUCAGAUUCUGUUUUGUAGCCGUCACUCUGAUAACAUCAACUAUCACCAAAAUAUCUGCACUUGUCCAGUCAGGGAGGGACUCUGACGAUGUGCACUGACACUAUAGUGAGUUAUAACAUUAACUUUGUUGUGAAAUAUAGCUCAAAAAGUUAUAACAUUAACUUUGUUGUGAAAUAUAGCUCAAAAAGUUGUCAACUUAAGCACCAGCAGCAGGUCUAAUUAGCUUGCCCGCCGACUUUAGUCAGGAGUUGCACGACUCACUCUUUUUAUCACAUUAAAAAUAUAAGUUUGCUUCAGAUCUUUCAAAAUGAACCUACUUCUCAAAAUGACAGAAGACAAUUACCCUACCUGCUAGCAUAUCUUUGUGUUAGUAAAAUAAAUCUCUGGUUUCGUCCAAGGCACUUAAAGUGGUAUUUUAUCUGCGAAACGAAAACAAUCUGGCGAUUGUGGUGCUGUCCUUAUAGUUGCCUUACUGCAAGUUCUGUCGGUGGUUAGGUGUGAGAAUGAGUGAGUGAGAGAGAGAGUGAAUGAGUGGUUAGGUGAAUAAAGGUUUUACAUUACUGAUGGCAGAUUAUAAUCACACAGGGUUAUGAUUACAUAGCUUUUUAAUGGCAUAGUAUAUCACUUGGUGGAACUGUCAAGAGGAGAUUUUCUUUGCUCUCUCGUGAGCAUGUUUACAGCCUUGCUCCUGAAACUUCAGCAAAUAAAUAGAACAGUCUGGGAGAUUGUUAUAAAAUAUUAUGCAUAGAAUGUAAAUAAAAAAAAGGUCCAUUAUUUAAUAAAGAAAAUAAUAUGAAACGAACGCUAUAUGCACUAUUCAUGCAUUUCAAUCACGUUCUACUGCUACAAUACAAUGUGACUACAAUAAUCAAUAAAUGUCAAGUCAUUAAAAAUAUUUGAUUGCCAUCUUUUAAUUGACAUGAAGAUUUUUAGCUCAAUCUUGGAUAUUUUUAAUUAAUUGAAAUACUUAAAAAUUCCCUUGGUUUUUGGCAAAAUUACGCAGCAGUUUUGUGGAAUUUUAGUGGGGUUCAUAGGAAGGAGGAAAACUUGUAAUGGUUGAGUCUGUCUGUCAAUCAAUCAGUCUGAUGUUGAAAACAACUGGAGCCUUCUCUGGCCUAUUUUUAUUCAAUAUAGGCUAUUUAUUUUAAAUAAUUUUUCAUUUACAUGUUUUGCAGCAGUACAUUUUCAAACAGGGAAAACCCUGUCUCCAUUUUAUUUUGAUCACAGUCUGUUUUAAUAAAAGUGAUAUCUCACAUGUGGCUUUGACCUACAACUGGACAUUUAGACCAUUUCGUAGAAAAUACAGAGAUGUCUAUAUGUCUAAUACAGAGAGAUGAUUUUCGGCCCAUAUCGCCCAGCCCUAGGACCACCUGACUACACUCACCAUGUCUGAGCAGCACUUGGGUCCCAAUUGUGGUCCCUAAUUGUGGACUUGAGUGCCCCCCUCCACCCCACCGCGCAUCCUACUCAAGGACUACCUGAUGGACUAUACCUGCUCCAUGUGUCUGAGGGGCUCUAGGGUCCUUCUCGUGGGUACCUUUCCUGUCGGACCAAUUGACGGACUACCUGGCGAGCCACACCUGUCCACGGUCAUCCGGUUAGCAUGCAGUACUAGAGGCCGUGGUUGUGUCGCUGUCACGCACCUUGUGCAGUGUUUCUACUAUGUGAUGAACUGACCACCGCAACUGCGACCGGGAUGGUCUUGACCCAAGCAGUGUGAGGUGUGGCGAAGCGAAGCAUCUUUACAGUGAUGCCCAGAGCAUCCAGACAAACUCUGGCUGCCCGUGUGUGAGACGUGGCGGCCAGAUGCUGUGUACUCUUUUUCUCCAAUUCGUUCUGUUUUUUUGGUUUGUUGAUGGUUUUUUUUUAUGACCUUUUUUAUUUGCUCUUUGUUUUUGUACUUUAAUCGGGUAGGGAGGGGGGGGGUCCUGAUUUCCCAAUGAAUGUUUUCUUGUACAUUACAGCAAGCAAUACACUGACUUUGCCUCUGUUUA
Messenger RNA from Clupea harengus (Atlantic herring), 4023 nucleotides. It is a transcript of the gene socs2, whose product is annotated as suppressor of cytokine signaling 2. Gene Ontology annotation, cellular component: phosphatidylinositol 3-kinase complex. Gene Ontology annotation, molecular function: 1-phosphatidylinositol-3-kinase regulator activity. The record is from RefSeq and is a predicted model, not a curated record. Lineage: Eukaryota; Metazoa; Chordata; Actinopteri; Clupeiformes; Clupeidae. Gene Ontology annotation, biological process: phosphatidylinositol phosphate biosynthetic process; intracellular signal transduction.